UUCAGGUACACAGCUUCUAUAACAAUUGGAAAAUAUUACUCGGAAGCCAGUACAUGCAUCAAGAUGAAUCCAACCUUCUUAGUGUUUGCACUAUCUGUGAGAUUUAUCGCCUCCCAAGAUAGUUUUUGCAUUCCGGUCGUCAAAAUGCAAGCCGGCAACAACAGUGUAUCAUCUGGUGGAAAGGAAUAUGUCACAAAAGAACAUUUCGAUGAUUUAGUGAGUCAACUGUUUGUUAAUAUAUCCGGUCGUAUCAGUGAAUACAAGUACGAGAGUGAACAAGCUGGAAAGACCUACGCCACGAAAGAAGAUAUUAAGGAGAUGAUGAGGCAGCUGUACUUUAACAUAUCAACUGAAAUGAAUCAAAAGAGAUGUAAAGACUCCACUGAAAGUCAUAAGGCUUAUACGAAACCUCGUGACUGUCAGGAUAUCCAAACUGAAGGUAAUUUGACAACCGGUACUUAUACAAUAUACCCAGGUAAAAACACUGGUGGAAUCUUGGUAAGGUGUGACAUGAACACAACAACCGGGGGAUGGACAGUUAUACAACGACGCACUUCGAACACAGACUUUUAUAAAACAUGGAAUGAAUACGAAGGUGGAUUUGGUAACAUUAAGGACAAUUUCUGGCUCGGUAACCGUCAUAUUCAUGAAAUAACUAAUCAGGGUCAGUACAAACUGCGUGUUGAUCUCACAAGUAUGAAAGGCGAGACGGCCUACGCAGAGUAUCGUGCAUUUUCUGUUGGUGAUGCUGAUUCAGGCUACAAGCUGUUUGUUGCCGGGUACAGUGGUACCGCUGGAGACAGUCUGACAGGAAGAGGAAAUGGAAUGAAGUUUUCUACACACGACAGGGACAAUGACGUCGAUACCGGAAACUGCGCAGUGACGUAUCACGGCGGGUGGUGGUACGAUAAAUGUCAUACUUCCAAUCUCAACGGGGAGUAUGGAUAUACAGGAUAUGCGAAAGGUCCAGUCUGGCAGCCAUGGAAAGGAUACUAUGCUCCAAUGAAAACUACGGAGAUGAAAGUAAGAAGAAUUUAAGAGAAACCAUGAAAAGCGAUCAUAUUUUUGACUAAACCUAAAUACAAUUUUACAGAUCUUUAUACCUUUUUCACCUGAAUCUGGAACAACUGAUACGUAUUAGACCUUCCUGCCUGAAUGCAAUUUUAGAUCUAUUUCGUUUUUCUUUUUUUUUUUUUUUUUUUUUUUUUUUGUUUUGACUUAAGUUCUGCAAUAGACAAUAUAACUUCAUGAACACUAUUUUCUGCAACUUUACCUUAACAACAUAUCUCCCAAAAGCCAAUAUUCUAAUAAUUUCAUGAUAUAUUGUUUCUUACUGUUUUAGCAGUUAGAUAAGUAUAUAGGACACUUAGUGAUUCUGUAUAUAUGUUCCAAACAAUGUAGAAAGAAAAGCUUUUGCAUACAAAUUUUAACCUGCUGUAUGAUGCUACAUCAGUGGAAUAAUUAUACCAUUCUAUAAAUUGUUGAGCUAGGAAUAGAUGUUUUUCCUAGACAAAUUUGGUUAAUUUCAAUUUACCGACGAAAUAUUUUAUUAUUUUUUUCUUAUGAUUUAAAUUCAUUUUUAAUUUAACUUAUCCACACAAAAAAGAGUGGCAGACUGUCACAAAAUACGCCCGUCAUCGACUUUGGUCUAAUUCAAGAGCCAUAAUCCAAGACUGCAUGGGACGAGUUGGCUGAUUAUCGAACUUUGCUGAGAUAUUUUGCCCACAAACAUUUUCAGCAAGUUUGGUGUAGAUCGGAUGAAAACUGAUCGACUUAGAGUGCGGACAAGGCUAUAUUCCCAAUUUUUCAAGUAAUUCAAGAGCCAUAAUCCAAGAGUGCCUGGGGUAAUUUUGCUGGUUAUCAAACUUGGCCGAGAUAUUAUGCUCACAAACAUUGUCACUAAGUUUAGUGAAGAUCUGAUAUAAACUGUUUAACUUUGAGGGCGGACAAGGCUAAAUUUGCAGAUUUUCAGUAAUUCAAGGGCCAUUUGUAACUCAAGAGUGCCUGGGGUGAUUUUGCUUGUUAUCGAACUUGGCCGAGAUAUUAUGCCCAUAAACACUGUCACAAAGUUUGGUGCAGAUCAGAAGAAAAAUGUUUGACUUAGAGGGUGGACAAGGCUAAAAUUGCAGAUUUUGAGUAAUUCAAGGGCCAUAACUCAAGAGUGCCUCAGGCGAUUUUGCUGGUUAUCAAACUUGGCCGAGAUAUUAUGCCCACAAACAUUGUCACCAAGUUUGGUGAAGAUCGGAUGAAAACUGUUUGACUUAGAGAGCGGACAUGCUUUUGGACGCCCCGCUCUUUCAGAGACGGGCGUAUAAAAAGUGCUUACAAACUAGUUAAGGUGGAAUGCGCCCCAUUUUUGUUUUGCCGAAUUUCGUCCUGAAAUUUAUACUGUACAAAAUUCAGGAUAUAUGCGAUUGAGUUCCGAUUUUAUUUUGUCCCCACAUUGUUCGAGUUUUUAGUUGUUGUGUCAAAAACAUGGCCCCUGACGUCACUAUUCGUGCAACGCCCAGUUCCGAGUGCUCUCGGCAUUUUCCUUCUCUGCGCUCAGAAUGUCAUAUUAAUGGAAAAUACAAAAUAAUUGUCUCUUUGCAUUCAGAAAAUGCUACUCAAUGGUACAAAAUACGGCAAAAUAAGAUUGACGCUUAAGACGCCAGAGACGAUAUUAUGACGUCAGAACGGAAAAACUCACAUCAAGUUUUGCUACAAAUUUUGCCUAAAAAUCCAGUUUAUAAAAAAUCGGCUCGAAAAAAAUAUGUAUAACUUUGGUAUGUUGUUUCAGAGUAUGUGUACGUCUAGCAGACACAUAAAUACAUAGGGGUCACAGACUUCUAUUUUCGCAAUAUAAUAUAACUUU
This is a messenger RNA of Mercenaria mercenaria, 2854 nucleotides long. Its product is annotated as techylectin-5A-like. The transcript is spliced from 2 exons. Lineage: Eukaryota; Metazoa; Mollusca; Bivalvia; Venerida; Veneridae. The record is from RefSeq and is a predicted model, not a curated record. Bases 64 to 1038 code for a protein of 324 amino acids.